Oxyura jamaicensis (ruddy duck) is the source of this 7514-nucleotide messenger RNA. It is a transcript of the gene MYRF, whose product is annotated as myelin regulatory factor. The transcript has 28 exons. Gene Ontology annotation, molecular function: sequence-specific DNA binding; DNA-binding transcription factor activity. NCBI's taxonomy places the organism in Eukaryota, Metazoa, Chordata, Aves, Anseriformes, Anatidae. The coding region runs from base 144 to 3620 and encodes 1158 amino acids. Gene Ontology annotation, biological process: positive regulation of DNA-templated transcription; protein autoprocessing; central nervous system myelin maintenance. Gene Ontology annotation, cellular component: nucleus; endoplasmic reticulum membrane. The record is from RefSeq and is a predicted model, not a curated record.
GGGAGGGAGGCGGAGCGCGGCGCCGCAGCCCCGAGCCCGAGCCCGGGCCGGCGGCUCCGGGAGCCCUGCGGAGCGCUGCGGAGCGGCCCCGGGGGAUGCCCCGCGGCGGACAGUAGCCCGGCCGCCCGGUGCAUGGCACAGCUAUGGAGGUGGUGGACGAGACGGAGGCUCUGCAGCGCUUCUUUGAAGGCCAUGACAUUAAUGGAGCUCUGGAGCCAUCUAACAUCGACACUAGCAUCCUGGAAGAGUACAUCAGCAAGGAGGACUCACCAGAUAUCUGUUUCCCUGACAUCCCUGCUUCAGCUGGCUAUGCGCACCCCCAGCCCUCCAGCUCAGCUGCCAUCAGCGCGCCUCUUCCCAGCUCCGUCGCCAGCGCUGGGCAUGUCACCAACCCCGCUCCCAGCGGUUCCCUCCACCUUCCUCCCCCGGGCGGCCAGAUCCCGAUCCGUCAUGGUCCUCUUCUGGCCAACCCUUGCGGACCCAGCUACGGUGCUCACCUCAACUGCAAUAACAACAAUGGCAUGGUGGUGCCCAAGGGCUACCUUGGUGGCCACUGCCUAAACAACGUGGUCCCUCCAAUCAAAUCGGAGCCCAAGGCCUCCUACGCACCUGGCACUUUACCUGACUCUCCCCCGGACUCUGGAUCAGAAGCCUACUCCCCUCAGCAGGUGAAUGACCCUCACCUCCUCCGGACCAUGACCCCCGAGAACAUGUGCCACAUGACUCCCCCGUCUCGCCUGGAGCACCCCCCUCCGCCGCCACCUCCACCGCCGCCCCCCCACCUGCAGGGCCCCCCUCCACCUCCCCCCCACCCGCACCAGCCCCAGCACAACCCUCACUUCCCCAGCCUGCAGCGGGACAUGUACAUGAAGGCUGAGCCCCUGAUGCCGCCCUACGGCAUCGGGCAGGGCAUGGCGCCGGCCGACCUGCACCAUGCCCAGCAGUCGCAGAUGCUGCACCAGCUACUCCAGCAGCACGGAGCAGACCUCCCGGUGCACCCUGCCAAGAAGAGGAAACACUCUGAGUCGCCCCCCAACACCCUCAAUGCACAGAUGCUCAACGGGCUGAUAAAGCAGGAGCCAGGUAUGGGGUCCAUGCCGCUCAACCCUGACAGAGUCCAAACGCCUCCCUGGCACCAGCCGGGACCACUCUCACCAGGCCUGAUUCAGGACAAUGACAGUUUAAAUGGUUCCUACCUGGAUCCCAACUACCAGUCUAUAAAGUGGCAGCCGCAUCAGCAAAACAAAUGGGCAACCCUCUAUGAUGCCAACUACAAAGAACUCCCCAUGCUCACGUACCGCGUCGACGCUGACAAGGGGUUCAACUUCUCAGUGGGUGAUGACGCCUUUGUGUGCCAGAAGAAGAAUCACUUCCAGGUCACGGUCUACAUCGGCAUGCUUGGAGAUCCCAAGUAUGUGAAGACCCCUGAGGGCCUGAAACCCUUAGAGUGCUUCUACCUGAAGCUGCACGGAGUGAAGCUAGAGGCCUUGAACCAGUCAAUCAACAUAGAGCAGUCGCAGUCUGACCGCAGCAAACGGCCCUUCAACCCUGUUACGGUCAACCUGCCUCCAGAACAGGUCACGAAGGUCACUGUGGGGCGGCUGCACUUCAGUGAGACCACGGCCAACAACAUGCGGAAGAAAGGCAAACCCAACCCAGACCAGAGGUAUUUCAUGCUCGUGGUAGCCCUGCAAGCACACGCACAGAACCAGAACUACACGCUUGCAGCCCACAUUUCUGAGCGCAUCAUCGUCCGAGCCUCCAACCCUGGCCAGUUUGAGAGUGACAGUGAUGUGCUCUGGCAGCGGGCACAGCUCCCUGAUACUGUUUUUCACCAUGGCCGGGUUGGCAUCAACACAGACCGCCCUGAUGAAGCCCUUGUGGUCCAUGGCAAUGUGAAGGUCAUGGGUUCACUGAUGCACCCGUCAGACAUCCGAGUGAAGGAGGACAUCCAGGAGGUGGACACCACAGAGCAGCUGAAGAGGAUCUCCCGUAUGCGACUAGUACACUACAACUACAAGCCCGAGUUUGCAGCCACAGUGGGCAUUGACAACACCUCUGAGACAGGUGUCAUUGCACAGGAGGUAAAGGAGAUCCUUCCUGAAGCUGUGAAGGACACUGGGGACCUGGUCUUUUCCAAUGGAAAGACCCUCGAGAACUUCCUGGUGGUAAACAAGGAGCGCAUAUUUAUGGAGAACGUGGGAGCUGUGAAGGAGCUGUGCAAACUGACAGACAACCUGGAGACUCGCAUCGAUGAGCUAGAGAGGUGGAGUCACAAGCUGGCCAAGCUCAAACGGCUCGACAGCAUGAAAUCAACUGUGAGCUCUGGGACAUUCAGCCAAGCAGGAAGCCAGUUCAGCCGUGCAGGAAGCAUGCCGCACAAAAAGAGGCCCCACAAAGUAGCCAGCAAGUCACCAUCGGUUGUCCCGGAGCAGGCGUGUAUCAGUCAGCGCUUCCUGCAAGGCACCAUCAUUGCCCUGGUCAUCAUCAUGGCCUUCAGUGUGGUGUCCAUGUCCACACUCUAUGUGCUGAGCCUGCGCAGCGAGGAGGACCUUGUGGACAUCGAUGGCUCUUUUGCUGUGCCCACUGCCUGUCUCCUGGCCCUCUUUCGGCACAGGGGUCCUGGGGUCCCGGUCGCUCUAUGCCCACGGGCAAGCCAAAACUUUGAUAAAACACAGAUGGUGCGAUCCACAGCUGCAUCAGACAGAGCCAGUAGCAAGACCCCCACACAGCACGUCACAGCAAACAUGCUUGACUUGCUCAGCAGUUCACCCGGUCACAGUGUGCUAGCGUGCUUCAACCCACCUUGUUUCUCCAUGUGCUGCUCUGCUGCUCCCACCAACGUCUCCCCCAUUGCCCUCUCUGAGACCAGCCCUACUCAUGCCACUAACAGGACAGACCAAAGUCAGACCUCACUCCUGCCAGUGACAAAUAUCAAAGCCAAAUCCAGGGGCGUCACCGGAAAAGCGACCUCCUACACCAAGUGGCCAAAGACGCCUGACAGGUCUCAGAGCUUCGGCAGCCCCAGUGCCAGCCCCUCCUCCCCCUUCACCCACCUCCAGGGCAAAUCCAAGUACAUCUCCAACCUCUCGCUCUCCCGCAGCAACUCCCCGCUGGGGCAGGCCCGGCAGCAGCGCAGCGUCAACCAGCCGGUGAGCGAGUGGCCCCACACAGAGGAUCCCAGCACGGAUGGGCCAAGCCCAGUGCUGCACUCCAUCCGGAUCCUGGAGAUCGACAUGGCCAUCCAGUCCCAGUACUGCACAGCCAGCAACGCAUGCAGGACUGGGAACUUCACCUACCGCAUCCCUGUCAGCCAGCUCACAGCAGUGAACACCAACCUGACCCUGGAGAUGAACUCCUCUUCCACGUUGACCAUCUCCCUUUGUGGCCUUGUCUCCAGUGACCCCUGCCAGGAUGCCGUGAGCACAGACAGCUCCACCAAUGCCACGGACACACAGGAAACAACGCACCGUUGGCCGCUUGUGAUGAUGUCUUUCAGGGAGUUCACCUACCACUUCAGAGUAGCACAGCCUGGCCGAGCCAACUGCAGCACUACUCCCGAACAGAUGGGACACCUUUUCACUGACUAUUAUUUUCAGUUUUACUGGCUCUGUGAGUGAGUGCUGGCAGCACCAGAGCCCUCUGGUUGGAGAGAGGAGCGGGACUGGUGACACUGGGGAGACUCCCGUACACCCUCCUCCAAUAGCCCCCAGCCCCACCUUACCCCCAUCACCUGCUUCAGGCGUGGAGCUGGUUUGGUUGUGGCUGGUGAUGCAGACACCGAAGCACAGCACACACAGAACAUAGGACCUAAGCCACAGAAACACAACCAGCCCUGCAGUGUCUCCUGGGCUCACCUAGCACCAACUCCUGCCACCCCACACUGCCCCGAACACCUCUCCAUCCCUUAUGGGGACGCGUGUGUCUCCCAUUGCUUCUCCUGCCCCCUGUGACACUGGAUUUGAAAGCAUUACACUGGACUGAAUGUGGACAGGUCUGCCGCAUCCCAGAGCACGGAUGGGAGCUCCAUCCUGUACUGGCCCAGUGGUCCCAGAUGUGCCACGUCAGUUCCCCGCAACACUGGAAUUGCUCAACACUGGAGCCCUUUCCAGGAGGGAAACGCUGGAGUUUCACCUGGAAAGGAAGGCUGUGCCUGGACGUACUGGAAGUCGUACACUGGAGUUGCUGUUCCUUCUAGUUGGCCCAGGGCCAUCCCCUGCAGCCCCCCUCCACAGACCCCUGGAGACCCCAGGACCCCUGAACAGACCAUUCUCUGCGGACAGCAAGAGAAGGUGCAGCUUCCACGUUUGCCCUGCCUGUCCCCCUCUCCUCACUGUACUCUGUCACCGUAUCCAGGUCUGGAUGGAUAAAUGUAAGAACCCCACUGAAGAUGCUGCUGAGGCUGUGCCCAGGCCAAACCACACGUGGGGACGCUUGCCAUCAACCCAUGGGAGAAAAAUUCCCCCAAGCCACCUGUGUUAAGUGUCAUGGGGACCUGUUUCCUUCAUUUGCCAGCAGCGCGUGGCCUCUCGCAGUGCAUGUGGAGCUGCCCAGUCGGCUCUUGAGUCAACGCAGCCCCUCCACCCAGAUGUGCUGAGAACAACCACCAGCAACGCCCAGCUCAUGCUGCAGAGCCAGGCUGGGUCGCUGGGGGUGCACGGUGUGAUCUCACUGCACCACCAGGCUAAUGGAUCUCUGCCAGGCACUGGCAAAAAGAGGCUGAUUUUCUGCCACUAAGGAGGAGACAGCAGUGACUGUGGGUCCUCGCUGUCACCGUUCUCAGAAAGCAGUGAUGUUGAGUGUACUUUGGGUAUCUUUACUGUUACAAGUUCUUAACUUGCUAAACUACUGAUUUUUUUUUUAAAGCCGUAUAAAAAUGGGUCUCUUAAUUCUGUCGCUGUUGAGCUAUGUGUGUCUCACAUAGGAAACCAAAGGGGGCCACUGCUAAGCUCCACGUUAAAGCUUGACUGCUACAGCGGUGCCAGGACGUGUCAGAGUGACCAGCGCUCAUGCGUCCUGCCCCAGCCCCUCUCGCUGAAGAAGGAGCCCUCUGCACUCCUGGAGGCUGAGCCACCACCGGGUCCAUACAGCCGUGACUCAUUUUUCUAAGGAAGCAGCAGCCACUGCUGUGGAAGGGUGGUGAGGGGGAAACACCACUCCUCAGUCCUGAAGGAAACUAAAGCUGGCUUCAGAGAAGAGCAACCUUGGCCCUUGCGGUCCCAUCACUGGACACAGGCAGCUCAAACCUGUUUUUGGGGAACUGCAGCAGGCUCUGGCUGCUGCAUUUUGUUCCUGUCAGUGGAGGUGGAUGCAGCAAUCCCUCUGCCACCACCAGCUGGCUCGGCUGCUCCGGAGAAAGAAGCUGCCAAGAUGUUUUAGCCGAUAGAGAGAUGGUUCCUGCGUGCACCUCGUGGGACCCUACCCUGCCUUCCCUCCCCAGCCUGGGGAGCAGUUUUAUCUCCUGUCACCUGCUUCAGAGCUCCCUUCUGAGUUUGUCCCAGCAGAGCAGCCAUAGCCUUGCCCUUCUUGCAGCAUCACUGGAGGUUUGUGUCCCUGCCUCCAGAGGACCUGGCCUUUUAUUUGCAGGGCAGAUUUGAGGUCAGGUCUUCAUUCCCAUGCCGUGCCUGUGGGCAGCAAACAGCGAACUGCAGUGGUGAUGCCCUCCAGCUACUAAAAUGCACUGAAGCCUGGGCAGCCAGGAAACGGAGGGUGAGCAGGGGAUGCCAGACAGCCAAGCGGGAAUGAAGCUCACGGAGGCCUUCUGCCCCGCUGUGGGGAGCUUGGAGAGAGAGCAAGAGGUCCAAAGGUGUGGGAGUACCUACGCACAAACAGGUCAGCUCCAUUUCCAGCAGGAUUUUCUGCUGCCUGCAGCUGGUAGGGAAACCCUCCAACGUAGUGCUCCAGAGAGGAUGCUCGAUGCUCUUCUCUUCACCUGCCCGAAGCAUUUUUGCCAAGCCUUAACCUGUGAAGUUGCUUUUUUGGCAGCUUGUACUCUCCAGUUGGCAAUCAGUGGCCCAGGCUGGCAAGUCCUUACUGAGGCCAGCGAUGCCCUGUGCGCCUCAAGGUCUGCUCAGUGGAGAGAUAGCCUUCUCACACCCAGCCACUGUUUUCCCUUACUGCCGAACGGGCCUCAAUGCCCGUGCUCUUUCUCAGCCCCCGCAGAGGCAACGGGCGGUGCCGUGAGGGCCAGAGCUGAAAGCGCUGCCUGCAAUCCCCACCACCGACCCCCCUCACUGAUGGUCACGGCUGAGGGCAGCCGAGAGCCAGGCGUGCUUCUCCCCUGCUGCGGGGGAAGCUGCUCCGAGGGGGAAGGAAGCAAUCAAUCACUGGAAACGCUAGCAGCGGUGGCCCAGGAGGAGAUGGAGUCUCUCAGGUGUCCCUGCAAUGCUUAGCCAUGGGGUUUAUGAGGGCCCCAGCGAACCAAGUGCCUAAGGGCUAUGGGAACAUCUCUAGUGCCUUUUUCUGCUAACAGGACUGUACAAGGGAACGGUGGUUUCCCCUGCGUGUACUGAAUGCUGCGUGCCUCAAAAACAGUGGCCAGUUAGCUCAAUAAAUGAGGGGAGGCAAUACCUAACAUGCAACGGGUGGUCUGAGCCCCCAUACAGCUGUUUUACAGCAGAAAAACACACGGGCUGACAGCAAUCCACAGUAUCAGAUUCCGAAUGCCAUCUUCGGCAUCUUAUGUUGCUGAAAACCCUAUCUUCUGUCUUAAAGUACAUCACAAAUCAUACACCAGUUCCACGGGCAGCUGCACAGCAGCCUGACAGCAAGGCAGGAACGAGCUCGGAGGGGUAUUGUAGUGUUGAAAGGGUCACAGGAUUGCUGCUAAGCCCACAGAACCAGCUGUUUGCACAGACUGCCCCUAGAGGUUCCCGCCCCACCCAGCGGUAACUACAGCCGUGUUCCCCAACCCCAAUCAGUAACAGGAGAGUUAACAAUCAGGCCUUUCCCUGCAUGAGACGGAGGGAGCUCUGAGCCACUGUCUCCAGCCUUCCAGCCUGGGGAAAACCCUCUCUUCGGCUGGAAACAAGAUGCUUCAUCUCUCUAGACAUUCUUGGCAGGAAGGAAGACGAGCGUGGAUACGAGGCCACUUGCCAAAGUUUGGCUGUUUCGGAGUUUGUUUCAAAAGCAAAUUCACAAACAUUCUGUCCUACUGUUAGAGCUUAAAGCCUGUAAAUAGAGACUAUGCCACCACUGCAAGAAUUAAGAAAAAAAAAAAAGUAAAGCACUAAUUUGUUUGGUUUAAAUGUUGCUGUCACAGCUUUAAUCACUGUAUAUUGCCAGCAAGUUUGUAGAAUUGCCUUCUUAGCAGGUAUUAUUGAUUAUCGGUUUUUAUUUGUGGGAAACAGGCGUGGUUUCCCUCCUUUCUUUCUGAUUUAUAUUUAUAUUUUGCCGAAUUUGAGUGCUGAGUCUCCGGAUCCCCCACUUUUUUGUUUGGCUUAUUUAGACUUUGUUUUAUGCUCGAGGUAAAUAUGCCCAUAUAAAUAAAUAUAUAAAUACCGCUUUGUAUCCAA